Phasianus colchicus (ring-necked pheasant) is the source of this 594-nucleotide messenger RNA. It is a transcript of the gene POLR2J, whose product is annotated as RNA polymerase II subunit J. The record is from RefSeq and is a predicted model, not a curated record. Gene Ontology annotation, molecular function: protein dimerization activity; DNA binding. Gene Ontology annotation, biological process: transcription by RNA polymerase II. Gene Ontology annotation, cellular component: RNA polymerase II, core complex. NCBI's taxonomy places the organism in Eukaryota, Metazoa, Chordata, Aves, Galliformes, Phasianidae.
GGGAACGGCGGGGAGGGAGCGCGAGGCGGCGGGAUGAACGCUCCUCCGGCAUUCGAGUCCUUCCUUCUCUUCGAAGGCGAGAAAAAGAUCACCAUCAACAAGGACACCAAGGUGCCCAACGCCUGUCUGUUCACCAUCAACAAGGAGGACCACACGCUGGGGAACAUCAUCAAGUCGCAGUUACUGAAGGACCCUCAGGUGUUGUUUGCAGGUUACAAGGUCCCACACCCCCUGGAACACAAAAUCAUCAUCCGUGUUCAAACAACACCAGAUUACAGCCCCCAGGAGGCUUUCACCAACGCCAUCACGGAUCUGAUCAGUGAGCUGUCCCUCCUGGAGGAAAGAUUCAGGGUUGCCAUCAAAGACAAACAGGAAGGAAUCGAGUAAAAUUAUCACACUAAGACUGGACUGUACUUCUGAUGAAGAAUGACGUGUUGUCUAGGAGUUGAAUGCUUUAUUUAAACCUUCAUUCAUGGCAAUUACUUUCCUUUUCAUCCCAUUUAUUUUUGACAGCAGUAUUGGGAGGGGAGGUUUGUAUCUGCCAAGUCUUGUUUGAUUUGAUGGCUUAAUUCACUAAAAUCAUUUUUACUUUUC